AUGUGGGCAGUUUACAGAAUCUGUGGAGAAAGGAAAAAAUCAGGUGGCAAUGCUGGAACCUCACACCUAAAAAGGCAUACAAAUAGCCGUUUGAAGAAGCGCAACACCGAUAAUUCACAGACCACAAUAGCUGUAAAUGGUCAAGGUAAAUUUUCUACCUUUCAUUUCAACCAGGCUAGAGCUAGGAAAAAUGUCAUUAAGCUAAUUAUUUUAAGAGAGCUCCCUUUCCAAUUCGUUGAAGAUCCUAUUUUCCAAUGGUUCAUCAAUGCUAGUUUUCAUCCUGGUUUCAUUAAGUUUUCUCGUAAUACUUUGAGGACAGAUAUAUAUAAGUGUUAUCUAGAGGUAAAACAACAGUUGAAGAGAAUUCUUCUUGAUAGUCCUGGCAGGAUUUCACUGACAUCCGAUAUUUGGCUCUCAAAACAGAGAUUGAGUUACUUGGGUAUUACUGCACAUUUCAUAGACAAGAAUUGGGUGCUGUAA
Papaver somniferum (opium poppy) is the source of this 480-nucleotide messenger RNA. RefSeq names its product zinc finger BED domain-containing protein RICESLEEPER 4-like. Lineage: Eukaryota; Viridiplantae; Streptophyta; Magnoliopsida; Ranunculales; Papaveraceae. The transcript has a single exon. The record is from RefSeq and is a predicted model, not a curated record. Bases 1 to 480 code for a protein of 159 amino acids.